GUUCGAUUGCAAUAGCAUUUUCAAGGAAUAUUCAUUUGUCUCUAAGGUGUAUUCAAGGCUGUGUUAUCUACGAUUUGUUAUUCAUCAUUUUGCAUGGAUUAGUAAGUGAUAUUUUGCGAGAUGGUGUUCUAAACCUUUAAAGGAUAUCUUGUUUUGAGUUAUGUGCCCUAAGACGUCGUCGAGGACUGAUGGAGGACCAACAGAGGGGAAAAAGAAGAUAUUGUUCUUGAUAUUGCCACUUGUGGCGUUGUGCAUCGGUCUUUAUAAGCAAAAGGAUACGGAGAUACAGAGAAAAGAUGGGCAGAUUUUGCCCACAGUAGCUCCGAAGAGCAGUAGUGUCGACGGUCAACAGUGUGUUCCUCCGGCUAUCAAUGAGUUUCCAGAGGACAUAUUCACUCAAGAGCAGCGGCGGAGUGGCUUUGUGGUCAUUCACUUUGUGGCUACCAUUUACCUCUGUCUCGUCUUGGCCAUCGUUUGUGACCAGUUCUUUGUGCCGACGCUGGAGAUCAUAGCAGAAUCUUUAAAUGUCCCUGUAGAUGUCGCAGGAGCUACCUUCAUGGCUAUAGGAACUUCCUCCCCAGAACUAUAUUCUGCUGUAAUAGGAUCGUUCGUGACUCAAGGUGACAUUGGCAUUGGUACAAUCGUUGGAUCUGCUGUGUUCAAUAUACUUGGGGUGACGGCGGUUACUGGACUCCUGCUGUGGAAUCAAGAAUCAUCCGUAGACUGGUUCCCGAUUUCAAGAGAUUCCUUGGUUUAUAUCUUUUCGGUCACAACUCUCAUCUGCAUCAUUCAGGACAAUGUCGUCACAAGUGUCGAAUCUGUUUUGCUCUUGAUGAUGUUUGGAGUGUACAUAGCUGUCAUGUACUUCAAUUCUAGUAUUAAAGAAUGGGGAGAAGGUACGGUGGAAGACCUUCACAGAUGGUGGAAGAAAAGUCGGCGUGCCAGGGCAUCUUCCUUUGGUCAUCGCAGAUCGCUGUCCUUGAAGGCUAGCAGAAUGGGUGAUCCUCGGCUUCUGCUGCUGAGUCAGACCUCUGAUACCCCAGUGCCGCCUGCGCCAAUGAAAGCAGAUUCUGUAGCAGAAGAUAAUGAAAGUGAUACUACGACAUCGUCUGAAGACUCAGAAUUAGACGAUGAUCUAUCUCCCUGGACUGUUCCUCAAGACAGUAGCUUUCAAUUCUUCUUGUGGCUAAUCACGUGGCCUGUCUUAGUCCUCCUCACGUGCACUAUCCCGUCUUGCAAGAAGCACAACGAAGGUAACUUCGUGUUAACCUUCAUCUCGUCUGUCAUUUGGAUAGGUGUCAUCUCUUAUAUGUGUUCCUGGAUGGUCACAAUUAUAAGUCAUACUUUUGGUCUUCCUGAUUCUGUAGCAGGUAUUACAAUCCUUGCAGCUGGAAUCAGUGUCCCUGAGAUCAUAGCUAGCAUCAUCGUUGUUAAAAGCGGUAUGGCGAACAUGGCCAUAUGCAAUUUGAUUGGCAGCAACAUCUUCGACAUCUUAUUCUGCCUGGGAGUCCCCUGGUUCAUCAAAACCUUUUUCUUCUCCAAAACCUCCUCUCUCAUCAUCAACAGCUCAGCACUCACUUACACAACGGCCACCCUUCUUUCUACCGUUAUCCUGCUGUUCAUCACUUUCAGCGUGGCGGGAUGGAAGCUUAACAGGAAGGUCGGAUUCAUGUGCCUCGUGCUCUAUUUGGGAUUCCUCGUGAUCGCCUGCUUAUGUGAACUGAACGUUUUUGGCCAGAUGAACCCGCCAACGUGCGAAUCCUGAAGAUAUAUGUUUUCUGAGCAGAUGACAGAGGAUGUUAAUCCUUAUCAUAUUUAAAAGCACUGAAUUAUAUCAUAAAUGUUGUUGUACGUCUUUGAAUUACCAAUAGUUGUCAAGCUGUUGAUCAACUUGUUUUAGAUUACUUAAUUUAUUGUUUAUAAAUAAAAUAUUACAUAAAACUGA
Molecule: messenger RNA, 1945 nt
Organism: Argiope bruennichi
Lineage: Eukaryota; Metazoa; Arthropoda; Arachnida; Araneae; Araneidae
Gene: zyd
Product: sodium/potassium/calcium exchanger 3-like
Exons: 10
Coding region: 161-1765 (534 amino acids)
Biological process (GO): intracellular calcium ion homeostasis; calcium ion transmembrane transport
Cellular component (GO): membrane
Molecular function (GO): calcium channel activity; calcium, potassium:sodium antiporter activity
Source: RefSeq, a predicted model, not a curated record